Onthophagus taurus is the source of this 1358-nucleotide messenger RNA. Its product is annotated as glutamate-gated chloride channel-like. Gene Ontology annotation, molecular function: extracellular ligand-gated monoatomic ion channel activity; transmembrane signaling receptor activity. Gene Ontology annotation, biological process: monoatomic ion transmembrane transport. The record is from RefSeq and is a predicted model, not a curated record. Lineage: Eukaryota; Metazoa; Arthropoda; Insecta; Coleoptera; Scarabaeidae. Gene Ontology annotation, cellular component: membrane.
CUCAGUUCAGUUAUAAUCUGAAUCUGAGGGAAUCUUCACUUCUUUUUGUGAAUUAUUAAUCAAUUUUAGAAGAUGCAAUUGAAAUCAUCGUUUCUCAUUGUCUCUUCAAGGGCGUUGGUAACAUUGAUGGUGGUGCUGCUUUUGAUAGCGUCGUCGCCACGUGGUCGUGCAAGUGCUAGUUUACUCAAGCAGAAGAAGGCUAUACUGAAUAACUUGCUUAAUCCAGAUAGAUACGACGGGCAAAUUAAACCUGGAAUAUUAAACGAAGAGGAUAGUCCAACAACAGUACAAGUUAGCAUGCAUAUUUUAUCAAUAACAAACGUGGACGAUAAAAAUAUGAUGUUUUCAUUGGAAUUCUACGUCCGUCAGAAAUGGAAAGACGAACGCUUAGAAUUUAACAACACCGCAAAUAACAUCAAAUACAUCGUUUUAAACGAGAUCCGACAAAUUUGGAUGCCCGAUUUGUUCUUUACGAACGAACAUUCGAGUCGGACGCACGAUUUAAUGGAAUCGAACAGUUUCAGGAAAAUUUAUAGAGAUGGAACCGUCUUAACAAGCGCAAGAGUUAGUUUGGUUUUAAGAUGCAAAAUGUUUUUUGCGUUGUACCCCAUGGAUUCCCAAGUAUGUCCGUUAACAAUAGAAAGUUAUAGAUAUAAGGCGGACGAUAUUAGUUUAGAAUGGACUAACGAGAGCACUCCGGUAACUCUCGGCGAUGAUAUGUUAAUUCCAUUAUUCACAGUUGAACGCUUCUGGACCGAUAGAGGUUUGAUCGCCAUGGAAUCCGGUGAAUAUUCAAGAUUAACGCUCUAUUUCAAAUUCGCAAGAAGAACGGGAUAUUAUCUGGUUCAAGUUUAUAUUCCUUGCGGGAUGGCUUUCAUUGUAUCGUGCUUUCCGUUUUGGUUAAACCCGAAAUUAAUUACAGCCAGAGUUUUAAUAGGGAUUGGAGUUCUUUUAUCGACAUCUCUUCAAGUAUCCUAUGUAAAUUCGAAUAUGCCAAAAGUGCCAUAUACAAAAGCAAUCGACAUUUUCACCGGAAUGACUUUAACGUUUAUUUUUUGUGCUUUAUUAGAAACGAUUUUUGUUCAUGUAACUGAAGUCAAAUCAACUAGAAAACUUGAAACUCAAGAAUCUGUUGCAAAGGAUGAUGUAGAACAGGUUGAGAAAUUCGAUAAACCGAACGCUAUCAUUAAAAUGAAAGCUUGGAUGUUUGAUGAUCACGAAACGUUAAAUGAUAUUGAUGCAGCUUCCAGAGCAUUAUUUCCGAUGAGUUACAUCUUGUUUCUUUUUAUUUAUAGUCUUACUUGUGUUUCCUUAAUUAUGGAAUAAGUAAAGUUUCUAGAAAUCAUGAAAUCUGCUAA